GUCACAGUCACCGAUUGCCACACAUCAGCAAAAUGCCUGAAGCUGAAGUACUGUACUCUGAUGUUAAGUUCACAAGAUCGAAGGGAAACCCCACUGAGACCACUUCCUCAUUGGCGGACACCACUUACUCUGAAGUGAGGAUCGCAAAAACCGAGCCGUCCACAGAGCUGACUGCUCCCCAACAAGUGGUGUCACAUGAAGGGUCAAAGGUCAAAUCACAGAAAGUUCCCCUGCUGAUUCUCUGUGUUCUCUUGGCAGCUGUGGUCAUCGCUCUUUGUUACGUCUCUCAUGACAACAUUCAAACCAAGAGAAGUCUCAAAAAUCUGGAAGAUGAGAAUAAAGCUUUGAAGAAAAAUUUAACAGGUGAUUCAUGCCUGAAAUGUGAUGCAGGCUGGGAGCAAGGUUUAGGAAAGUGUUAUUAUUUCUCCACCAAACGUUCAUCCUGGGAAAAGAGCAGACGCAAGUGCCAAAGCCAAGGAGGAGACCUGGUGAAGAUAGAGAGCAGGGAGGAGCAGAAAUUCUUGAAGAAGAAACUGAAAAACGAAAUGAUGUAUGAUGAGGACAAGUUCUGGAUCGGACUGACAGACUCAAAGCAAGAGAACAAAUGGAUUUGGGUGGACGGUUCACCGCUGAACGAAAGUUUGUCUUUCUGGUCCAACCAUGAGCCGGACGAUUUUAAAACGGAAGACCCUGAAGGAGAGGACUGUGUGAGGAUAGGAGAGAAAGGAGGAGCCAAAGACCUGAAGAACUGGUUUGAUAGAAAAUGCAACGAUCCUCACAGACGUAUUUGUGAGAAACCAGCAAACACUGGAAGUCUUCAGCGGCUGAAUGUCUGUGUCUGAAAUCCAGUUGAGCUCAGUCUUCUCAGACUAAUCACAGUUUUUAUCAGCUGCUUUGGCUCAAUUGUGAAUUAAUAAUCAUGAUUCUCUAAACACAGUGUGCUAUUCUCU
Molecule: messenger RNA, 950 nt
Organism: Scomber japonicus (chub mackerel)
Lineage: Eukaryota; Metazoa; Chordata; Actinopteri; Scombriformes; Scombridae
Product: C-type lectin domain family 4 member E-like
Exons: 7
Coding region: 33-842 (269 amino acids)
Source: RefSeq, a predicted model, not a curated record